GGCGCAGAUUGGCAGCCACCCGCGGAGGGACCCCCGGGGCGCGGGCGGGACUCCACUCUCCGCCGUCGCUGUGAGCGGGUGGCGGCCCCGCCCGGGAGCCCCCUGAGCGUCCUGCCUCGGGUCCUCCCGGGCUCCUGGCGCUGAUCCUCCUGUUGGAAAUACCAGGGUCCCACUCUCUGCGCUACCUCUUCAUGGGCGCUUCAGAGCUGGACCUCGGGCUGCCCUUGUUUGAGGCUUUGGGCUAUGUGGACGACCAGUUAUUUGUGUCCUACAAUCAUGAGAGUCGCAGAGCCGAAGCCAGAGCCCCUUGGGUCCAGGGCAGAACCUCAAGCCAACUGUGGCUGCAGCUGAGUCAGAGCCUGAAAGGCUGGGACCACAUGUUCACAGUGGACUUCUGGACCAUCAUGGACAACCACAACCACAGCAAGGAGUCUCACACGCUGCAGGUGAUGCUUGGCUGCGAGGUGCAAGCAGACAACAGCACCAGGGGGUUCUGGAGGUACGGGUACGAUGGGCAGGACCACCUGGAGUUCUGCCCGGACACACUGGAUUGGAGGGCAGCAGAGCCCAAGGCCUGGCCCACCAAGCUGGAGUGGGAAGUGCACCAGAUUCGGGCCAAGCAGAACAAGGUCUACCUUCAGAGGGACUGCCCCCAGCAGCUGCGGCAGCUCCUGGAGCUGGGGAGAGGCAUUCUGGACCAGCAAGUGCCUCCAUGGGUGAAGGUGACACGUCAUGUGACCUCUGCAGUGACCACUCUGCGGUGUCGGGCUCUGAACUUCUACCCCCAGAACAUCAGCAUGAGGUGGUUGAAGGACAGCCAGCCACUGGAUGCCAAGGAGGUUGAGCCCCAGGACGUGCUGCCCAGUGGGGACGGCACCUACCAGGGCUGGGUGGCCUUGGCUGUGCCCCCUGGGGAGGAGCAGAGGCACACCUGCCGGGUGGGGCACCCAGGCUUGGACCAGCCCCUCAUGGCCACCUGGGCGCCCCCGUCGCCCAGCACCCUGGUGAUUGGGGUCGUCAGUGGCACCAUGGUUUGCAUCCUCCUCGUCUUUACUGGAGUUUUACUCCGAACUCUAAGGAAGAAGCACGCCUCGAGAGGCGUCGCCAGGGACUACGUCUUAGCCGAUUGCCAGUGAAGCGCAGCCUGCUGACCUCCUGCAGGGAGGAAGGAAACACAGCCAGACUCAAAGACAGGGCGCACUUGUGGACUCCUCAGUGUUUGGGGACAGAAUUGGGCCUACCAAACAGAAAGUGCUGCAGAACUCUGCUCCAGUCUUCCCUGCUCACUUCCCCAGGAAGUUUCCUCCAUCUGUGUCUUGGUUCCUGCAUGACAGCAACCCCAGGCUGUGACCUGUCCCCCAGAGCUGGUUCUCAUAAAUCUCAGGCUGACUGUGGAGACUUCCUUCAUCUCCUCUCUCGCCUCGGACCCCACACACCUGUCAUCUCAUCUCCUAUAUGCAAAAGAGGGCUCCUUACAUUUUAGAGACUCUGAGAAAAGCCAUGGCCCUUCACCCCAGGGUGUGCAUAUUUGUACUCCUGUCAGAAUUUUGCCCACAUAUUCUCACACCCAGGACCCACUGGGCUUUCUCUAAAUCCUCUCUAUUAUCCAGUGUCUGUCACCACAGCCUGGUUUUGUUCCAUCAAAGUGUGAUCUGGGACAUCGCACAGUCGUGGAGGCUGUGCACUGCACCACUGAGGGAGCGCCUCUCCGGCCAAGGAUGGCUGUUUGUGUGCAGUGUGAUGGUUUUCAGCAGGGGAGAGGAUUAAGGAGGCCUACCUUUUUCUCAUUUGCACAAAGAUAUCCUAUAGGUUUUCAGAGUUAAAUGGCACCUGCCUUUGUGAUGCCUGUUUGGUAUGCUGACCCAAAGUACCUUGUCUUGUUGUUCUGACAAAGGAAAUCACCACGAGGAUGAUCAUAGUAAUGAUAAUGAGGCUGACACUUGUUUUCCAAAAGUGCCUGGUGUCAGUCUGUUCUGAGCCUCUGCUCACAUGCGUUACUGCGUGCAGUUCUUAUACUAAUCCUACAAGGUAGGUACUGUUAUUCUCCCACCUGCCUUUUAGAGGAAGAAAGUGAACUACAGGGCAUCUUGCCACUUGCCAGGGAUGGAGAUGGCUUUCAGACUCAGUCAGUCUGGCUGCUUGACCUUCACUACAUGUGGGAAGGACCCGAGUGUGGUCCCUCACUCCUCUGCUCUUCUUUCUGACUCUCUUUAACCCCCGCAGGAGGACCGUGAUUGGUGUGUUCAGUCGGUGGCUGUACUGGACUUGAUUGCGUCCACCUUCAGCCAUUGCCUCUGGAGUCAGAAUCCUGAUGUCACUUCCCUCUUCAGACUAGAGCAGUAUUUCUCAUUGUUAGCUGAGAAAAUGGAAGCUGUCAGGCAGCUUGGAGGACACCCAGCAUCCUCCAGGGGCCGCUGGUUCUCAUCCCCAGUUAUGCACAUCCUAAAAAAUCAAUCUAACCCCGUCACUUUCAAACUCUGGGAAAGUGAGUCAUCCAAGCGUGUUGGAGAGUCAUGUAACCAUGUGUCCAUAGAUCUCCAUCCAGGUGCCACGGGCCUGCUUUCUGUUGCCUCAUACUUUUGGCUGCAAUGUAUACAUUUGGCUAUGUGUGCUGUGGCACUGUGGGAAGGCAGGUGCCUCAAGAAACCAAGCACAGCUCAAAAGUUUAAAAAUGGUAGGCAUUGAAUUUGAGCAGAGAAUCUCAACUUUAAAAAAAAAAAAACUUUAUGUUUUUCUUCUGUUUAUGAAAGUUAUAUAGAAGAAAGUAAAAUUGAGCUCACUGUAGAAAAGUUGAAAAUGAAAUUAAAGCUACCAUUCUACGAGCAAGUGAUAAACUGUAUUGACGACUCAUGUAUACUGCCUUUUGCUGCAUUCAAGUAUAUGAUGAAUUAAAUACACACACACACACACACAUGUGCUCACAAUUGUGGUGUUUACGGCAUGAUUUUACUAAUAUUGUUCAUCAUGCAUAUAAUUAACUGUUCAUGUAGAAGACAUUCACAUUACUUUUAAUGUUUUUUUAUGUUUUUUUCCAUGGAAUACUUUCAUUAAACUGUGGUUGCUGAA
Messenger RNA from Marmota flaviventris (yellow-bellied marmot), 3066 nucleotides. RefSeq names its product homeostatic iron regulator (gene Hfe). Gene Ontology annotation, cellular component: external side of plasma membrane. Gene Ontology annotation, molecular function: transferrin receptor binding. The record is from RefSeq and is a predicted model, not a curated record. NCBI's taxonomy places the organism in Eukaryota, Metazoa, Chordata, Mammalia, Rodentia, Sciuridae. Gene Ontology annotation, biological process: regulation of iron ion transport; response to iron ion starvation.